AUGGACCCACAAUCCACAGAGAACGAAGAAGAAAGACUGAGACUUUAUCACUUGGAACUUUAUGACUCAAGUGAGGAUUUAGCCGUCUUUUUAGAAGAGCCCUUCCGAAGACGGGAUCUGGCGUUGCAUGAAAAGAGAGAGACGUCAGCUGGGAUAGGCGAAGAGGUCCAGAAUAGCUCCCAGAAGGAUGCGCAAGAACUGGGAAGCCCAGAGAAGGAUAAGGACACAGACAUGGAACCUGCAGCUAUUUCUGAGAGCGCAGAAGCAGGCUCUGGGUCCGGUUCAACGGCAGAUUUGGCAAAGAACGGCCACCUGAUAACGAAGACCAUGCUUACGGAGGGGGAGCCAAGCCCUGGCAAGGAUCCUCCAGACCAACACCCAGGCAACGAAAACGGUAGCGGUGGUAGAACAGUCGCUACGGACCAGCAGCCUUUCAAGCCGUACGGCCGAGGGAAAGGCGAGGAUUCGUACUGUAUCACUUGUUGCGCUCCCAUCAGAGCGCAAGAUUACCAGGGGAGCCAUCACGACGAACACGAGGUCAUUCCUCUCGUCAGCGUGGUUGAAAUCGCAAAGGGCGAGCUUCAAAAAAAUGUAUGUAAACUGGAAGAUCAGAUCGCUCACCUAGAGAAUUUUUCCAGCCACUUGGAGGAGAUUUUUAUCACCGUGGAGGAGAAUUUUGCAAAGCAGGAGCAGAACUUUGAAAGGCAUUACAAUGACGUGAUGCAGACCCUCGAGCAAAGAUAUGAAGAAAGCAUGCAGGCCUUGGGGGAAGAGAAAAAGGAGAAGCUGGAGGCCUUGUACAAGCAACUGGUCAACUGUGGAGAAAACCUUGAUACCUGUAAGGAGCUGAUGGAAGCCAUUGAGGAUCUUGGCCAAGGUGAAAAUAAACUGGAUGCAUUAAAGAGUGCAAUAGCUACCAUUUGCAGAUUGGAUGAUUUCUUGAAAAAGGAGGUGGAUGUGAAGCUCUCGACGCCGGUGGACUUUGAAGACCAAGUUAUCGAUUUCUCUGAUGCUGGAGAAUUAAUGGAUUCUGUGAGCGCAGUGCCAGCCGUUUCAUCUCCUUGCGCCCCAGUGAUGAACUCCCAGGACCCCAACUCAGCUACCGGUACCUCCGUGAGAGUCUGCUGGAGCUUUUUCUCAGAAGAUAUCGUGGAAAGCUACCAGCUGUUCUACCGACGAGUAAGCAACGGUAUAUCAAAAGAUGAGCAAGACGAGUUUAUGCUAAAUGUGAAAGAAACCUAUGCCAUGGUUACUAACCUGGCGCCUAACACACAGUAUGAAUUUUGGGUGAGAGCCCUCAACAGCGCUGGAGUCGGAUUAGCAAGCGAGAGAGCCGUUUACCUGACAGCUCCUUUGCCACCAAUUAUCAAAAGUAAGGCGGUCCGGAGCUGUGAACACGCUGCGCUGGUAAGCUGGGAAUCCGGGAACACGGAUCCUGUUGACUCUUACACCGUCGAACUGUCCAAGCUGACAGAUGGAGAGGACGGGGACACCGUUACGGAGUCCAUAGUUGGGAUCCCAAACUGUGAAUCUCUAAUUCAGCUGGAGCCAAGGACGGAAUACCUGCUGUUUGUGAAAGCCCUGAACAUGGGAGGUUCCAGCGAAAGAAGUGAGCCAGUCUCCAUCCUUAGCACUGGCACCUGCUUUACUCUGAACGAGGAGACGGCCCAUCCCUUACUGUCCGUCCUGGAAGACGGCUUUACAAUCGCUUAUCGCGAAACCGGCAGCCCGAAAAGGGAUCCGUCCUUCCACGGAAACAGUUUUACCAGGUCUAUUGCCAUACUGGGACACCCAAUACCGUUCCGAGGGAAACAUUAUUGGGAGGUGGAUGUUGAGGACAAUACUGAAUACUGCAUUGGCGUGGCUUUUGAAAAUGUGUCCAGAGACAGCCACUUGGGGUCAAGCCACUCAGGCUGGUGCAUGAGACAUACCGCCACUCCUUCCAGGCACAGCUACGAAUUUCUGAACAACGGGGUGACGCCGGACAUCAGGAUAACAGUCCCUCCCAGGAAGGUCGGCCUCCUUUUGGACUACGACAACGGGACACUGUCGUUUUUUAACACAGACACCAUGCAACACCUCUAUACCUUCCGCAGCCACUUCCAGGAUUUUGUGUGUCCCUGUUUCGCUGUAGAAAAACCCGGCAAGCUCAGAAUUCAAAACGGCCUCACCACGCCCGCCUAUACUCUUGUAUGA
Euleptes europaea (tarantolino) is the source of this 2196-nucleotide messenger RNA. RefSeq names its product fibronectin type III and SPRY domain containing 2 (gene FSD2). The coding region runs from base 1 to 2196 and encodes 731 amino acids. The transcript has 12 exons. Gene Ontology annotation, molecular function: protein binding. Lineage: Eukaryota; Metazoa; Chordata; Lepidosauria; Squamata; Sphaerodactylidae. The record is from RefSeq and is a predicted model, not a curated record.